AUAAUUACGUAUUUGUAGGCUCUAGCCUUUUUGUAUUUUAUAAUAUAUGUUUUAUAUGCAUAUUUGAAUGUGAAUAAUGUUAAUAAUGUUACAUAUGUGUUACAAAUUGAGUUAAGGUCUUGUAAUAGUGAUGUCUGGAAAAGUUGUGUUGCACUAAUUCAAUGGGAGAGGAAAAAUGGAAUCAAUUCGUUGGCCUAGAACUAACAGUUGCCGAAAUUGAGUUUGACGAAGUGCAUUUAACAAGCCGCGACAACUACGAAAAACUUCUGGCUGAUGGAGUGCUCAUGUAUGAACAGGUCCCAAUGGUGGAAAUUGAUGGCAUGCAUCUUGUUCAGACAAAGGCAAUCUUGAAGUACAUUGCAGAAAAAUACAAUCUUAACGGAGAAGACAUUAAAGAGCGGGCAAUGAUCAACAUGUAUUCUGAGGGGCUGAUCGAUCUCAUGGAGAUGAUCAUGUUUUUACCUCUCACACCCCCUGCAGAUAUGAAAACCAAGCUGGAAGGGAUAGAAGCUAAAGCAGCAGGCCGCUACCUGCCAGUGUUUGAAAAGGCGGUCUCUGGUUCCAUCUUCCGGGUGGGGGGACAGCUAAGCUGUGCAGAUGUCCAGCUGAUGGAGUGUUCCCUGAUGUUAGAGGAGAGGCUCCCUGGCAUUCUGGCUCAGUUCCCCAACAUCAAGGUGCAGCUUACCCUCAUGUUUCUAAGAAAUGGCCAUUCAUGCUUCUCCAUUCAUAACUACUGAGCAACCGGUCAAUUGCAAAUCUUAAAUUACCCAUCGCUUCAUGAAAGGUACCCAUUUCUUAAGCAGCUGGAAUGCAUUGAUCAUUUAUCAAGUCUUACGUCGAGUAGUAAUCAAAAAAAUUAUUAUGGCUCCGGAAACCUGCCCAAAACUCUUUAUUCACUCCAACCCAAACUCCCAAGGCUAACAUCACUACAAUAUUUAUGUUCUUUAAUAGAAGGCCUAAAGAAGAGAAUCAAUGGAUUUCUUACCGUUAUUGCAGUCUUUAUUAGUGACAGCAAAAGUAAUUGAAUGGCAUUUUCCCAAAUAUUUUGGGCACACUAAAAGGCAAACAUUUAGUAUUCUGCAAAAAGCAUUAGGACAUUACUGAAACACUGUUUUGUGGUGUCAUCGCUCUUUCUAGAAGCUUGAAAAUGUACAAACUUACAUCUGGUUGGUUAUUAUACUGCAGACAUACAUAACAUAAGUGAGAAUCACAGUUAGUUUAGAUUUCAUCCUAUGUAACAUUUGGACCAUCACAAUAUUGAUCUUGAAGUUGUGUCAUGGAAUGUAAGCUCAUUUUAUAAAAUAUUUAUUUUCAAAGGGAAUCAUCAUUGGGAAUGUUAUGAGUGUCGCAUAACCUGUGUGUCUAUUUUUGUCAAUAGACGCAAACUGUUAUGGUCCAAUCCCCACUGUUUUGGUUUUAGUGUCACAUCAUAAUCCUGAAGAGGAUCCGCACAAACAUUAACAAACUGUAAGAAAGCAGAGAGACAAUAGUUAAAACAAGCAAUACGUCAACAUAACAUGACCACCACAGUGUCUUUAAAACUGAUCUAUACUACUAUACACUUAACAGGUAGUUUGUUGUUAGAUUCUGACCUUAGUACUGCCAUAAGACCAGCAGGCAAUAGUUUUCCAGAGUUCUUAAACCUCAUUCCCAUCACAAGAGCGAGCACUCCCGAGGAAACUGAAGCAAAGAAGGACAACAGUUUGUACACCGCCUGGAUGGUAGACAACAAGUGACUACAUUUCCAAUGAUUAUGAAUUGAUAAGUAUGAACUUACGCAAGGAGAUUGAGGUGUCCCGUACAUCCAUUGAUAUUUUUAAUGCGCCAUAAGCAGAAAGUGCACCGAACACUAAGCCAGCUACCAAGGACAUCACACUACCUACCAAAGACAGGGGGACAGGGUCAUAGGAUUACAAUCUAAACCUUUACAUGACAUUAACGUUACACCAUUACGUUAUUGUUGAUGUCUAACAUGAGCUAAAUGCUCAAAUUUAGUCAACCUUUUCUUUUGUAGCCCAUAAAUCCGCCGAAAGCUAUGGCUGCAGCAUAGCCAAACCCGAGCCAGUCGAUUGACAUUUUAGAGCUGAUGAACAGAAGCAGAACAAUAAGGUUAUGGUUUAGUUUCUGUUAUAAUAUGGGAGUGCACUUUGUCAACGACCAUCAAAUAAAGCCACAACCAACGGCCACAAGAGGUCAAUGGUCGCUUUAAUUACUAUUGCACUGGUUAAUAGCUGGACGGCAUGAACGAAUGUCUCAAAAGUGUUUACGUCUUACCUUGAAUUGAAUCUUUAAGAUAAUAAAUGUUCAGAGGACUUCAGAGACCACACGUUUUUUGAAUCGCAGCCUUCCUUGUGUGCGUAUCAUGCGAAACGCCUGCGCUACUGCGCAUGCUUGUUUUGACGACGUCAAUGACGUCUAAAUACUCCCAAAAACAUCCAAAACAGUCGAGCCCAGGGACUGGCAUGCUAUAUUUAUGUUUUCAGAUUACCAAACCUCGAACCAGCCGGUUUGUGGCUAAUAGUCACGUAUUUUCUAUAUCACUAAUCAAACACAAGACUCAUUAGAAAUCGCAUAGGGCUACACUUUCAUGAAAAACAAUUUCAGAUCUUUAAUUCAUGUGGCAUCGAGCAAACUUAUCAGUAUAAAUCAAUAAGCAAUGGCAAAGCGGAACUCCGCCCAAAACACUUUAUUUCACUCCAACCCAAACUCCCAAGACUUACAUCACUUAAAGGUUUCCAUUCUUUAUAGUAGGCCUCUAGAAGUGAAUCAAUGCACUUCCUUUAUGAUAAAAUAAGCCACUAUGAACUGAAGACUAUUUGACCAAUAUUCUAUAUCUUGUUGCAGUCCCAGUUUUCCAGCGUGAAGCCUCUAUGCAGUCAUUAGGUGAAAUAACCCACUCGGGUCCCCUUGAUGAGGGUGGGGACUCCCGACUAGAAGGCACGUAUUGUGGAAUCACUGGCAUUGGAAGUACCUACAUAGAAUCCCCAGAUUAAAUAAAGUCUACGGUUGACACAUAAAAAAAAAAAAAGGGCUAUAAAAUGGCUGGCAAUGUUGUGAUUUUUUUGUUCAACAAAAGAGAUUUCAAGUGAGGUAUAGUUUAAAAAAAACAACCUUGAACUCACAUGUAUGAAUGACCCAAAGAGAAGAUCCAACCCACAGAAUAAGAAAGCCAAUAUGUAAAGUGACUAGUUGUACAAUGGUUGGUUUCAUUACAGUAAACAAGAACGGGCAUACAGUGACUCUCACAAUACAGCGAUGUUUAUAAUACAGAUGGCAUUUUGUGCAAAGAAACAUGAAGGUCUCGUACACUCAAGAUGGCUUAGGAUUUUUUUUGCAAGGUCAAUACUUUUGUUGAGCUGUACGUGAUGGUUGAAAGCGUAACGUACGGUGUGUCCACACACACACCCACUGUCAUUUAGUAAAUAGUCAAAUAAAAAAUUAUUUUGUGAGGUGAUCAAAAUGUGUAGCCGGUUAUGUCAGCAGGAGAAUGGACAUUGGCAAAAAGAAGUACUCAAACAAGUAUUACAAAAAGCAUGGCUCAGAUAAAAAAAAGAUAAAGAAAGAAAAGGACGUUUCAGCAAUGGGUCAUUUCCAAUAUAGCGCGAUGUUUUACCUUGGCAGAAACAUUAUAUUAUUGAUUUAAACACAUAAAUAAACAUGAGCUUAUAACAGUACCUGUCCCAGCAAUAUAGUCCCCAUUCAAGGCAGCGUCUUGGAUUGGCUAACUCUCAUACAAUUCUUUCCAGGCAGUGGGAAAACAAACAGAACCAGGAUUGCAUUUCAACUUUUUUCACAUUUAACCAUUCACCAUUAAACUGCAAACAAACAAACAAACAUCUAACAGAAGGUUUUUAAAGGGCUAGUAAAAUGCAGAACCUAACAUGUGUAACCAAAAGUGUAACCAGGUGACAUUACUGUUGACGCCUUGAAACCCAUCUAUACACUUCAGAUAAACACCUGGAUUCAAAGGGCGGUACAUUUGCGUAUGAAGGAAAAUCUUCCAAUGUAGAGCAUUGCUCCGAAAUUAGCAAAGUGCAUAACCCUCCUGACAUGAAACUUGGCAUCCAUACGAGGUCGCAUUAUAAACAAUAUCAACGAGUUACAUCCGUUCCCUGGGCGACAGAGCUGCUGCUAGGCUUUGAGGGAAGAGCAUCACAUGGGGGACACACACACACACACACACACACACACACACACACACACACACACACACACACACACACACACACACACA
This is a messenger RNA of Gadus chalcogrammus (walleye pollock), 4234 nucleotides long. Its product is annotated as glutathione S-transferase Yc-like. NCBI's taxonomy places the organism in Eukaryota, Metazoa, Chordata, Actinopteri, Gadiformes, Gadidae. Bases 162 to 737 code for a protein of 191 amino acids. Gene Ontology annotation, molecular function: glutathione transferase activity. The transcript is spliced from 5 exons. Gene Ontology annotation, biological process: glutathione metabolic process. The record is from RefSeq and is a predicted model, not a curated record.